UGGAUUUCUAAAACCAUGACCAAGCCUACUCACUUAGAAAUAAAAUUAAAUCUUAAAAGUUCUUACAGCAAAUAUCAAUUGCUCCUAAUUCCCAUUUUAAAUUAUUCAUUUUGUUAGAUAUUGCUAUCACUUUUUGGCUACAGUUUUCUCCUCAAUAGCCUUAUGAUUACCAUUACUGUUCCUAUGUGGCCUAGUAACAAAGUCUGUUGUUCAUGCCAUUUAUGAGUCAUGUAUUUCAGGGAACUUAAUGUUUAGUUCAACAUUUAUGCUUCUGACCAACUUUUAUAUUUUAAUAAUUUGGUGUGCUUAUUGGGACAAUUAAAGAGUGUGCCUCUUACACACGUGACCUUAUAGAACUCAUCAGAGACCAGUUGCACUGUUAAAGAAUCAUAGCUGACUGUGGGAAGUUUCCGUGGCCAGAAGAGUGACGCUUAGAUGUUCCUUUACAUCAGCAGGCAAUUUGCCUCAAGAUCUAGAGUGAGCUUGAAAACCAACUUAAACAAACAAAACACAAGCAUGCACCCUCAAGCAAGCCCCCUAAGAACUCCUUUACACUGUCAACUUGAGAAACACUGACAACUUAAAAGUCUUUAUAAUGCUCAGAUUUGUAUAAAAGUCUUCAUAAUGUUCCGUUAGUGUUCGGCGUUUGAAAAUAUCUCAUGAAGUUAUUGAUUUGAACGCAUGGUGGCGGUGUAGGCUAAGAGAAUGAGUAAGAAGUCUUUAGCGCCCUUGGAAGCCCCGUACAAGCAAAAUACGGAACCAUUUGCUACUGCAGCUAAGACAAAAGCACCCCGGAGAAGAGGGGUCACCGGGAACGUGUAAGACCAAGUCCAAAAAUUUCACAACAAAGACUUUCCGGAAGGCCAAAGUUACCUCCGUGAUAAAGAGCUGAAAGGGAUCUUCCCUCCUGUAUCAGUAGAGAUGCCACACACAAAGGCGUGGUGCAAGACAAGGCAAGUGAUGAUUUUAAUUGCAUGGAUGCUUUCGUGGGAGGUGGGUUCAGAAUCAAUUCACUAUACCAUGCUGGAGGAGACAGAAAGUGGUACGUUUGUGGCUAAUUUGACUAAGGACUUGGGACUAAGGGUGGGAGAACUGGCUGCUAGGGGCGCUAGAGUGGUUUUCAAGGGGAACAGACAUUAUUUGAAGCUUGACCCACAAACCCAGGAUUUGGUGCUCAAUGAAAAGCUGGACCGGGAAGCGCUGUGUGGCUCCACGGAGCCUUGUAUGCUGCCUUUCCAGGUGUUACUAAACAACCCUUUGCAGUUUUAUCAGGCGGCACUGAGAGUUAUAGAUAUAAACGACCACGCCCCAGAGUUUCCUGCCAGAGAGAUGCUCCUUAAAAUAUCAGAAAUGGCUGAGCCAGGAAAGAUAUUCCCUUUGAAAAUGGCACAGGACCUAGAUACCGGCAGCCACAGCAUUCAGAGCUACACUGUCAGCGACAACCAUCACUUCCACGUACUCACUCGUAACCGCAGCAAUGGCAAGAAGUUCCCCGAGCUAGUGUUGGACAAGGCAUUGGACCGUGAGGAGCAGGCUCAGCUCAGACUAACCCUCACUGCGGUGGAUGGCGGGUCUCCCCCCAGGUCAGGGACCACAGAGAUUCAAAUACUUGUCUUAGAUAUAAAUGACAACACUCCAGAGUUUGCUCAGGAACUCUAUGAGGUCCAAGUCCCUGAGAACAACCCCAUUGGUACACUGCUUCUUACCGUCUCAGCGAGAGAUUUAGACACAGGAUCCUUCGGAGAGGUUUCUUAUGCACUGUUUCAAGAUGACGGUGUUAACGAGCCAUUUGUAGUAAACUCAAAGACAGGAGAAAUUCGACUGAGGAGCACUUUGGAUUUUGAAGCAUUUCAGUCCUACCAUGUGGGUGUUGAGGCUGUGGAUGGCGGUGGGCUCACAGGAAAGUGCUCUUUAGUCGUGCAGGUGUUGGAUGUGAAUGACAAUGCUCCGGAAGUGAUCCUAUCCUCUCUCAACAGCCCCAUCCCUGAAAACUUGCCAGGCAUCAUAGUAGCAGUGUUCAGCGUUUCAGAUGCAGACUCGGAAAAAAACCAGGAGGUGAUGUGUUCCAUAGAUGACAAUCUUCCAUUUCUUCUAAGACCAUCCAUGGAGAAUGUCUAUACUUUGGAAACAGAUAGGGCACUAGACAGAGAGAGCAGAGCUGAGUACAACAUCACCAUCAGAGUCACCGACAUGGGCACACCCAGGCUCACAACCCAGCACACCAUAACAGUGCAGGUCUCUGACGUCAAUGACAAUGCCCCCGCCUUCACACAAAGCUCCUACACCCUGUUUGUCCACGAGAACAACAGCCCCGCCCUGCACAUAGGCACCAUCAGCGCCACAGACACAGACUCAGGCUCCAAUGCCCACAUCACCUACUCGCUGCUGCCAACUCGCGACCCGCAGCUGGACCUCUCCUCGCUCAUCUCCAUCAACGCCAACAACGGACAGCUGUUCGCGCUCAGGGCGCUGGAUUAUGAGGACCUGCAGAGCUUCGAGUUCCGCGUGGGAGCCACAGACCAAGGCUCGCCCGCGCUCAGUAGCCAGGCACUGGUGCGCGUGCUGGUGCUGGACGCCAACGACAAUGCGCCCUUCGUGCUCUACCCGCUGCAGAAUGCGUCUGCGCCCUUCACAGAGCUGCUGCCCAGGGCGGCAGAGCCAGGCUACCUGAUCACUAAGGUGGUGGCUGUGGACCGCGACUCUGGCCAGAAUGCCUGGCUGUCAUUCCAGCUGCUCAAGGCCACCGAACCCGGUCUGUUUAGCGUGUGGGCUCACAAUGGCGAGGUGCGCACCUCCAGGCUGCUGAGUGAGCGCGAUGCGCCCAAGCACAGGCUGCUGCUGCUGGUCAAGGACAAUGGCGAUCCUCCGAGGUCUGCCAGUGUCACUCUGCAUGUGCUGCUGGUGGAUGGCUUCUCUCAGCCCUACCUGCCUCUGCCGGAAGUGGCGCGCAACCCUGCCCAAGAGGAGGACUUGCUCACGCUGUACCUGGUCAUUGCCUUGGCAUCUGUGUCUUCGCUCUUCCUCUUGUCUGUGCUGCUGUUCGUGGGGGUGAGUCUGUGCAGGAAGCCUAGGGCAUCCGCUCUGGGUGGCUGCUCUUUGCCCGAGGGCCACUUUCCUGGUCACCUGGUGGAUAUCAAUGGCACAGGAACCCUGUCCCAGAGCUACCAGUAUGAGGUGUGUCUCGGGGGAGACUCUGGGACUGGUGAGUUCCAAUUUCUAAAGGCAAUUAACCCCCAAUUUCCUACUUUGGAAUCUGAGAGGAAAACAGAGGAAAGUUCUACACUUCGGAAUAGCUUCCUUUUCAUCUAAAUACUGUAGUAUAGUAGUAAAUUCUGUUUAACCUUCGAAAGAGCUUUUAAGCUGAAUGUGCAUGCUACUGGUGUAUGCUUGCUGAGGCUUAUUGUAUUACAUUUUAUACUAGUUCCUGGAACUGGAAUCCGGUGUCUCAAGCAUGUUAGGCAAAAUCAACCAUAGAGCUAAAUUGUCAACCUGUUUAUUUUUUUUUUCUAUUUUUGAGAUGUGGUCUCACUCUGUAGACUAUGGUAGUCUGGAUCUUGCUAUAUAGAACUGUCUAGCCUAGAACACAGAGAGAGCCACCUGCCUCUGUCACCUUAGUACUAUGAUUAGAGACCUCAGUCAUAAUGUAUCAUCUGGCUUGCCCUGUUGCUAUCAUUCUUGAGAUUGUACCAUUUUUUUUCAAGAUAGGAUUUCUCUGUGUAGCCCUGGCUGGAACUAGCUCUGUAGACUAGGAUGUCCUUGAACUCAGAGAUCUGCCUGCCUCUGCCUGCCAAGUACUGGAAUUAAAGGAAUGCCCCAUCACUGCCCAGUCAAAUUUGUAUCUUAAAUUAUCAGUUUCUGGAGAUUCCACUAGCUUCUCGAUUGCACUUCAUAGUUGUAUUUAAAUUAGUGGCACUAACCUGUAUUUGGCAACUUAAAUAAAAAGUAUUUUAGUAAAAUCUGAAAUCAAAUAAUCUUUUAAAUAUAUCAUCAUGUAAAGCCUUUGAGAUUAUAUUUCAAACAAAUGAUUAAAUUAAUUGCCCUAUUAGUGUGUAGGAAUGUUUUAAAUGUGAAUGUUUGAUAGUACUGAAUUUUGCAAAUUUAGUCUCAUUUAGGGGUAACUAUCAUGUGAACCUCUAAAUAUAAAAAUCUAAGUGCUAAUACACAUACCUUAAUUAGCCAUAAUUAUAUUUUAGUGUAUCUUAGUAAUGUAUUUCUUAAAUAUAAAUUUUACUAAACUAUCAGUAGUUUGUGAACCUUGUGUAAGAACAGUGGGGUGUUUUAGCAUCAAGGUAUUUACAAAUGCUGAAUAAAUAUUUGCUGAACCGUACAACAGUCCUUUUUUUAAAAACAACCCACAUUUUCUACAAAAUAAUUCUAACAUCCUCUCUACAACAAUGUGCUUUUCCCGAUGAGUAGAGGUUUUCUUUUCAUUACAAUCCUGUGAAAUGUUAAGCAAUAUUGCUUACUGGGAUUGUUUUCUGUCCUUCAACACACCAAACAUCUUUCUGCACACUCUACAUUCUACUGCUGAGCAUAAAUUCAGGAGAGCACACUUUACCUUGUUUUUCUCGAAGGGUUUGAGAGUUCAAAGUUAUUUUGUCAAAUCCAAGUUUUACUUUACAAAUUUCACCUUCCCUUUCUCGAGUAUCCAUAUUUUCUCCUCCAGCAUUCUCUGACCUUCAUUUGUUAACUACAAAGCCACGUGUACUCGUAGUCUUGUUUUGUAGGUUACAGUUGCCAAUAUCUUAGGAAAAUGCUCCUUUCAAAUUUCUAUCAAAGGAAGGCAAAUUAUAUUAAGGUGCUCGGUGAAUAUUUACCUUCAACCUUAAUCAAGGUGAACUAUAAUGGCCAAAGGAAGCAUUUUCUCGUAGGGAUUCUGGAAUACCUGCCCUGUCCUUCAAUAACCUCCUUUUUCUUGAGGGAGAGGGUUUUGCUUCUUUUUUUUCCAAGACAUGGUUUCUCUAUGUAACAGUCCUAGCU
This is a messenger RNA of Myodes glareolus (Bank vole), 4980 nucleotides long. Its product is annotated as protocadherin beta-6-like. Gene Ontology annotation, biological process: homophilic cell-cell adhesion. Gene Ontology annotation, molecular function: calcium ion binding. NCBI's taxonomy places the organism in Eukaryota, Metazoa, Chordata, Mammalia, Rodentia, Cricetidae. Gene Ontology annotation, cellular component: plasma membrane. The record is from RefSeq and is a predicted model, not a curated record.